This is a messenger RNA of Eurytemora carolleeae, 1058 nucleotides long. RefSeq names its product innexin shaking-B. Gene Ontology annotation, cellular component: gap junction; plasma membrane. NCBI's taxonomy places the organism in Eukaryota, Metazoa, Arthropoda, Copepoda, Calanoida, Temoridae. The transcript has 7 exons. Gene Ontology annotation, molecular function: gap junction channel activity. Bases 209 to 826 code for a protein of 205 amino acids. The record is from RefSeq and is a predicted model, not a curated record.
ACACCAUGGAAGACGACGCGACACGGAACCUAAAUCUUAGUAGUGUACAGUGUACACAAGAAAGCCCGCGAAAUCGCUUGAUGAGCGCCAUGUUAGAUUAAUUAGUACAAACAUUGAUAGUUCUACAUGAGUUGGGUAGACAGGGCAGUACACAGACCGACCCUACAACCUAGCUCACCUACAGGCCGGCCAACCUACCUCACCAAGGAUGUUGGACAUAUUCCUCAGAUUAAAGACUUUGAUCAAAGUCAGUCAUAUCCAUAUAGACAGCUCAGUGUUUCGCUUGCACUGGUCUAUCUCCAGCGUGAUCCUGCUCACGUUCUCCGUAAUCAUCACCACCAGGCAGUACGUGGGGAACCCCAUAGAAUGCAUUCAUACACAAGUGGAGAAGAAGCAGAAGAAGAAGCUUCUCUUGGAUUAUCUGUAUGAUAACCUGAAGAACCACAAUUGGUGGGCCUACAGAUACUUCUUCUGUGAACUCCUCGCCUUACUCAAUGUUUGCGGCCAAAUGUUCUUGAUGGACAGAUUCUUCAACGGGGCCUUUCUUACUUUCGGUCUAGAGGUUAUUGCCUUUGCUGAGAGAGAUCAGUCGGGAAAAGAAGGAAUGAUAAUACUCUCGCCGCGGAUGCGCGCGUAUCUGCUCUAUAUCCGGUUCCGGUUGAUCAAGAGGGAGGUCGUCAACACACUUGUCAAGAAAAGCAAGAUGGGAGAUUGGUUUCUGUUCUACAUGCUGGGACAGAACGUGGACAGCAUCAUCUUUAAGGAGGUCAUGCACGAGCUGGCCCGUAGGCUAGGGCAUCAAAGCAAGGACUUUAAUGAUGCUUAGUGAUAUUAGUAAAUAAUUAAUCCUUAUCUGUCUUCAGUUGAUCAUGGUCACUCAACCCAUCAGUCACCCUCCCCUAAAUACUGAGACGUGAGCCUCAAGGGGAGGGAGCCACCUCUAAAUAUUGAGAUGUGAGCCUCAGGAGCCUCCUCCAAAUAUGAGAUGUAGCCUCAAGAGGAGGUCGAACCUGUUUGGACCACACACACUUUUCCAAUAAAGUGAUUUUCUACUAAAA